AUUCGGGCCAAAGUCAUGUACAAAAAUGCACUAAAAGGCGGUAUACGCACGGCCAAGCAGGCUUGGAAGUUGAAGAACGAACUGGGCAAACUCAACUUGGACUUGGCCAAGGCGAAUUCCGAUUUCGAACAGCAUUUGUGCGAAGCUGCCAGAUCUUUACAGAGUUGCUACAUCCCCGCGAGAAACCCGCAGAAACUCCCUUUGUUGCUAAUAAAUAGAGCGAAACCAGGCGAUAACAACAGCUCCACCUCCUUCAGUAUCGUUGCUAACCACUAUCGGACUACUCCAACUAACCCCCCGGAGAGGCCUAGAGGAAGAGCAGAUAAGACCACCUCACUGAACCCAUUUUUCCGAGCAGAAAGCGGCCACCUCAACGCCCUAAUCUCCUCGAAGCAGUUUGUGAAGGUGCAGAAGCAGUUCUACAGGGACUACUCUUGUGUCUCGCUUGGAGCCCCUCUGAAGAGCAGUGACGCUCCUUUACUGGGAGAUCUGUGCAGUCAAUACCGUGCCAUCCUAGCCCACACAUCGGCGGACGUUCUAUCUGGUCAGGAUCGCCACCAUCCAGGGUGCAACCAUCAGCAGAUUAGGCUAGCCCAUCAGCAGACGCACUUACUCAGCAAGGAGGAGCAAUCGGAUCAGGAGCGCAAGAUGGCCCAGAAGGCAAAGUUCGAGAGGCUGCCCACCAAUGUGGUGCCGCGACACUACGAGCUGCUCCUGCAGCCCAAUCUCCAGGAGUUCACCUUCAAGGGCAAGACCAUAGUGCAAGUCAAUGUCAAGGAGCCCACCACACAGAUAACCCUUAAUGCCCUGGAUAUUGUGAUUGAUUCGGUGGAACUCAACUAUGAGUGCAGCAAGCUAAAGCCGGAUAAGAUUGUCUACUCGGCAGAGAAUGAGACGGCCACGUUGGAGUUCGCCCAGGAGAUUCCGGCGGAAACGCAGGGCGUCCUGCACAUGUCCUUCACGGGCGAGUUGAACGACAAGAUGAAGGGCUUCUACAGGAGCAAGUACUUCGGACCCAACGGCGAGGAGCGCUAUGCGGGAGUUACCCAGUUCGAGGCCACCGAUGCCCGACGCUGCUUCCCCUGCUGGGACGAGCCGGCCAUCAAGGCCACCUUCGACAUCACCCUGGUGGUGCCCAAGGAUCGGGUGGCCCUCUCCAAUAUGCCGGUCAUCAAGGAGGACUCCCUGCCAGACGGUCUGCGGCGUGUGCGUUUCGACCGCACACCCAUCAUGUCCACCUACCUGGUGGCCGUCGUCGUAGGAGAAUACGAUUAUGUGGAGGGCAAGUCCGACGAUGGCGUCCUCGUCAGGGUCUUUACGCCCGUUGGCAAGCGCGAGCAGGGCACUUUCGCCCUAGAGGUGGCCACCAAGGUGCUGCCUUACUACAAGGACUACUUCAACAUCGCCUAUCCGCUGCCCAAGAUGGAUCUUAUCGCCAUCUCCGACUUUUCGGCCGGUGCCAUGGAGAACUGGGGCCUGGUCACCUACCGCGAGACUUUCGUGCUAGUGGAUCCCAAGAACACAUCGCUGAUGCGCAAGCAGUCGAUUGCCCUGACUGUGGGUCACGAGAUUGCCCAUCAGUGGUUCGGCAAUUUGGUUACCAUGGAGUGGUGGACCCAUCUGUGGUUGAACGAGGGCUACGCCUCCUUUGUGGAGUUCCUGUGCGUGCACCACCUGUUCCCCGAAUACGAUAUUUGGACGCAGUUCGUCACGGACAUGUACACGCGAGCCCUGGAGCUGGACUCCCUUAAGAAUUCGCAUCCCAUCGAAGUGCCCGUGGGUCAUCCCUCCGAAAUCGACGAGAUCUUUGACGAGAUCAGCUACAACAAGGGUGCCUCGGUGAUUCGCAUGCUGCACGAUUACAUCGGCGAGGAUGACUUCCGCAAGGGCAUGAACCUGUAUCUCACUCGCCAUCAGUAUGGCAACACCUGCACCGAGGACCUGUGGGCUGCUCUGCAGGAGGCCAGCUCCAAGAAUGUGGGCGAUGUGAUGACCUCGUGGACGCAGCACAAGGGCUUCCCGGUGGUCAGCGUGGAGUCGGAGCAGACGAGCAAGAACCAACGUCUCCUGCGCCUAAAGCAGUGCAAAUUCACGGCGGAUGGCUCGCAGGCAGAUGAGAACUGCCUGUGGGUGGUGCCCAUUUCGGUGUCCACGUCAAAGAAUCCCACGGGAAUUGCCAAGACCUUCCUGCUGGACAAGACCUCCAUGGAGGUGACCCUCGAGGAUGUCGACGAGGACGAUUGGAUCAAGAUAAAUCCGGGAACGGUGGGCUACUACCGCACCCGCUACUCGAAAGAGAUGCUGGAGCAACUGAUGCCCGCCGUGGAGAAGAUGGAGCUGCCGCCUCUGGAUCGUCUGGGACUGAUCGAUGAUAUGUUCGCCAUGGUGCAGGCGGGACACGCCAGUACUGCUGAGGUCUUGGCUCUGGUGGAUUCGUAUAGGAACGAGACGAACUACACGGUGUGGACUGCGAUCACUAACUCGCUCACCAAUCUGCACAUCCUUAUCUCUCACACCGAUCUUAUGGAGGACUUCCAUCGCUUCGGCAGGAAUCUGUACGAGCCGGUGGCCCAUCGCCUGGGCUGGGAGCCCCGUGACGGGGAAAAUCACCUGGACACUUUGCUCAGGAGCUUGGUUCUCACUCGCCUCGUCUCGUUCCGCAGUGAAGAUGCCAUCGAGGAGGCGCAAUUACGCUUCCGCGGUCAUGUGAACGGUACGAAUCCGCUGCCGGCGGAUUUGCGCACCACUUGCUACAAGGCAGUCCUGCAGGAUGGCGACGAGAAGAUCUUCGAGGAGAUGCUCGAUCUGUACAGGGCCACCGAUCUGCACGAGGAGCAGGACCGCAUCUCGCGCGCCUUGGGCUGCUGCGGGGAUGUGAAGCUGUUGCGUCGCGUCAUUGACUUUGCCAUGUCGGGUGAAGUGAGGGCUCAGGACUCUGUCUUUGUCAUUGUCGCCGUGGCCAUCAAUCCCAAGGGCCGAGACAUGGCCUGGGACUUCUUCAAGGAGAACAACAAACAGCUCCUGGAACGCUACCAGGGCGGCUUCCUGCUCUCCCGACUGAUCAAGUAUCUCAUCGAGAACUUCGCCUCCGAGGAGCGCGCCAAGGAAGUGGAGGAGUUCUUCCAGGUCAACCAGAUCCCCGGCUGCGAGCGUACUGUGUCCCAGGGCGUGGAGACGAUCCGCCUCAACGCCGCCUGGCUGCAGCGGGAUCGCGAGCAGUUGGCCCUGUUCCUGAGGGACGAUGAAUAAACGUAAUACCGCUCGCCAGCAUACCAAAGCAUUUAACAAGAAUCACCAGCAGUGUAGCCACAGCAACAGCACCAGUAACCCGUAACCAGGUCAUCGUACACCACAACUAAUAACACCAUAACACCACCACACGACCAAAGCCGUCACAAAUGAAGUAAAUGCAAGCGAACCCCCAGAAGAGGAGAGCCAAAUAGGUUAGCUUUAGUCAAGGAUCCACCUAUAGCCACUGCUCUAAACGGGAGUGAGUACACAUAUAUCUAUUUGACUACACGCCCUAACACUCAAGGGCGGAUUCGGACGCAGACCCCUAGCAGCAUUUAAGACCCCAAAGCUUAUCGAAUGUGUAUCGCCAUUCAAAUUUUCAAUACCCUGGAAAUUAUGUACGUGUUGAGUUUAUUACGAUAAAUAAAUGCAAUUUCUAGUAAGAA
Drosophila subpulchrella is the source of this 3677-nucleotide messenger RNA. RefSeq names its product puromycin-sensitive aminopeptidase (gene Psa). NCBI's taxonomy places the organism in Eukaryota, Metazoa, Arthropoda, Insecta, Diptera, Drosophilidae. Bases 16 to 3249 code for a protein of 1077 amino acids. Gene Ontology annotation, cellular component: cytoplasm. Gene Ontology annotation, molecular function: metalloaminopeptidase activity; peptide binding; zinc ion binding. Gene Ontology annotation, biological process: peptide catabolic process; proteolysis. The record is from RefSeq and is a predicted model, not a curated record. The transcript is spliced from 6 exons.